CUUCAGGACGUUCUUGCUGAAGAAACUAUAAUUCAUCGGUGCACUAAAGGAACCAACCCAAUAGGAAGGCAAAGCUUUGUGAAGGCACUAGAGUCAUUUGUGAAGUGGCUGGAAGAGGAGGAAUAGAAUGUACAAAACAAGUUUACAAGAGUCAUGCUGCAGGAAAACCUGUACAAAGCAAGUUCGAUAUAGUCGAAAAUCAGGAGGUGAGGAAGAGCCAACAAAGCUUUUGCCUAAUGAAGAUGUUUCUCAACUUGCUUCAACGGGAUUUAAUCAUCUUCAUAGUAAAAAAACUGCAAUCAACGCUUCAAAUGCCGAGGAAGUAAGGAAGAGCCAACAAAGCUUUUCCCUAAUGAAUAUGUUUCUCAACUUGCUUCAACGGGAUUUAAUCAUCUUCAUAGUAAAAAACUGCAAUCGACGCUUCAAAUGCCGAGGUAAUGCAUCUAUCUUCAACUAGAUGAUAUUAUUAGUGGUCAAUAAUCUUUAUUUCAAAGACUACAAAUCAACUAUACUAGACUAGCUGAGGUGAGAAUGGUUCUACCUAUUUUUUUUAUCAUUAUUUACAUGUAUUUUCAUAUUCAUAUUGUUUUAAGCUUAAGUGUUUGAUGUAGUCUAUGUAUUAAGUAUUGUUUUUUGGUUUCAUAAUUUAUUUACAAAUUAGAUCAAAAGCAAAUAAAAAAAAUAAUCUUGGAAAAAGGCCCAGAAUUUAUUAGUCGCUUUAGGCCUCUAAAAAGCUUGAGCAGACCCUGCAAAGAAUACACACGUUGAAGGUAAUCUAAACUACUGCUGACUUUUCUUCUUCUUUUUUUUCUACAGCUCAUAGAUAAUAUAAUAAAGCCAAAUUCUAGAUUGUUGGCCUUUUGGAUGACAAAUAAUUAAAAUCAAAAUUAAGAUGAGAAAUCUUUGCUUCAAACUUUCUGCUCUAGUUUUCUCAAAUGCCAACGUAUCAUUUAAAGAUGAAAAACACGGGUCCUAAUCAAUCGGAAAACUACUGCAACUUUGAAUAGAAAGUGGGGAUAGCCAGGAGCACUAAUUGUGUUUUAUGUUUAUAUAUUCUUGAGUUCGGAUGUUCUUAUUGUUGUUAUUAGGCUGUGGAUGGAUUCAUGUGGUUUGCAAACGGACUUGGUCCUGUAAUUGGUAAAAAAAGAAACAAACCCGGUGAGCUGAAGCCAUAACGUCCAAGUCACAUUGAGUAUCACGUGAAAAAAACGACCAAAGUGCAUUAAUGGACCAAAAAUCAAGCCAGUUCUAUUAUGUCCAAGUCACAUUUCGUAUUCAUUUAUUUUAAUUAAGUGUAUUUUUAUAUUUAUGUAGUACUAAUACUGAAACAAAUUUUUCAUUAAAAGUUUUAUGUCAACACCGGUAAAUAUUUUUUUAGGCCACCUGACUAACACACGGGGUCGUGUUUGUUGAUGAAAAGAAACCAGAAGUAACUGAAAGAUGCACGCAAAUAACGUGGUAAGUGGUGCACUUGAAACUUGGCACAAAGGUAUGCUACCCUAUAUAUAUUAAUUAAUAUAAUUGUUGAUUAACCCUUGAGUUCUUCAACCCAUGUAUGUUUUAGGUGGGUAUCACUAAGCCAUCUACCAGGAAGAAUAACAUUUGUAGUAUGUGUUUGGUUUUCCUUCUUAUUCAAUAAUGAACUUUUAAAAACAAAUGUAUAUUCUUUUAGGCCGACUCAGUAAUAUCUACACUUUGCUUUCAGUUAUAAAAAUGUUUUAAAUACUGUGAUAAUGAUUUUGGUUGCAGGACAGAACAUCGAGCACUAUGCAUCUGAGUUAAUCGAGGGUUAAAGGCUACAACAUUAAAAUAUA
Molecule: messenger RNA, 1814 nt
Organism: Helianthus annuus (common sunflower)
Lineage: Eukaryota; Viridiplantae; Streptophyta; Magnoliopsida; Asterales; Asteraceae
Exons: 5
Coding region: 128-457 (109 amino acids)
Source: RefSeq, a predicted model, not a curated record